This is a messenger RNA of Vicia faba (fava bean), 678 nucleotides long. The record is from the annotation of a GenBank genome assembly. NCBI's taxonomy places the organism in Eukaryota, Viridiplantae, Streptophyta, Magnoliopsida, Fabales, Fabaceae.
AUGAAUUCACUCUUCUUUCUCACCAUCUUCUUGGUUUUCAUCUUCCAAACCUCUGUAACUGGUGUUGACAUUCACUAUCCCUUCACCACCCUUUCUGGUUUCGACCUUUUUCACAAAGACAACAUCACCACCAUCCAUUUUCCAUCCUACGGCGAUCUGACAGUCAAGUCCAUCUCCUAUGACAGGAGAAAGAUUGAUCUUCUUGAUCCAAAGAACUGUGUCCCCAGAGUCUUUCUCAACCUCAACCUCACCCUCACUCCGUUUCAAUACUAUUACGUUCUUCAAAACUAUACCUACCUCAAUUGCUCCACUACACUUCCACAUACAAAUUUCAUGGAAGUUCCAUGUUUAAGCGAUUCAAACUCUCAUGUUUAUACAGUUGACCCUCAAGUUUCUAUUCCUAGUUCAUGUAAAAGAGUCAAAACAGUUGCUAUUCCUUUCAAAUAUAGUCCUUAUAUUUCAGAUAACAGUCUUGGUCUUAGAUUAACAUGGAAGUUACGUGAGCCUGAAGAAAUCAAACAAGGAAACAAGACUAGAGAUUCUUACACAGCACGCAAUACUGUUUUUGGCCUUAGCAUCUGUUUUGUGGUGAUGGCAACAAUUGUAGGCAUCAUAAAGGUUCAUCUGUUUACGAAGAAUUUACAUAAGAAAGAAGAACAGUUGUUGGGAGAUUUCUAG